This is a messenger RNA of Mesorhabditis belari, 1005 nucleotides long. Lineage: Eukaryota; Metazoa; Nematoda; Chromadorea; Rhabditida; Rhabditidae. The record is from the annotation of a GenBank genome assembly.
AUGGGAAACGAGGUGAGUUCAGAGACUGGAAUGGGUGAAGCAGAUGCCGUGCAAGCAGAGCCUAUUCGAGUGCUUGUCACUGGUGGAUCGGGAAUGGUCGGGAAAGCUAUUGAACAGGUAGUGAACACUGUUGAGAAACGGUCGAAUGAGACGUGGAUUUUUGUGGGUAGCAAGGAUUGUGAUCUAACCGAUUUAGCAGCAACAAGAGCUCUUUUUGAAAAGGAGAAACCGACUCAUGUCGUUCACUUAGCGGCCAUGGUUGGAGGCUUAUUCCACAACUUGGCUCACAAUUUACAAUUUUUCCGCAAGAAUAUGGCUAUAAACGACAACGUUUUGGCAGCAUCGCAUGAGUUCAAUGUGCGCAAAUGUGUUUCCACACUCUCCACGUGCAUUUUUCCUGACAAAACCACGUAUCCAAUCGAUGAGACAAUGGUACACAACGGACCGCCACAUGACUCGAAUUUUGGGUAUGCUUACGCGAAACGAAUGAUCGAUGUGUUGAAUAAAGGAUAUGAGACGGAGCAUCAAAGAAGAUACACUUCUGUGGUCCCAUGCAACGUGUUUGGCCCCUUCGACAACUACAAUUUCCAAGACGCUCAUGUGCUGCCCGCUCUCAUUCAUAAAGCCUAUAUUGCGAAGAAAGAGGGAAAACCGCUUGUGUGCUUUGGCUCGGGCACUCCUUUACGACAGUUUAUCUACUCGCUUGACCUCGCUAGGCUUUACGUUUGGGCAGUUCGACACUAUGAGGAAAUUGAUCCAAUCAUUUUCUCUGUUGGCGAAGAGGACGAGGUAUCGAUUCAACAAGCUGUCAAUGGGGUUGUUAAGGCGAUCGGUUUUGAGGGAGAAGUGAUUUGGGAUCGAGAGAAAGCUGAUGGACAAUACAAGAAAACGGCAUCAAAUGCGAAACUCCGCAAAUAUCUACCCGAUUUCAAAUUUACACCUUUUGAUGAAGCGAUUAAGCAUUCGGUCGACUGGUUUGUGACCAACUUCGAAACAGCCAGAAAA